Messenger RNA from Apaloderma vittatum (bar-tailed trogon), 1854 nucleotides. Its product is annotated as keratin, type II cytoskeletal 5-like. The record is from RefSeq and is a predicted model, not a curated record. Gene Ontology annotation, biological process: keratinization; intermediate filament organization. The transcript is spliced from 10 exons. NCBI's taxonomy places the organism in Eukaryota, Metazoa, Chordata, Aves, Trogoniformes, Trogonidae. The coding region runs from base 1 to 1854 and encodes 617 amino acids. Gene Ontology annotation, cellular component: keratin filament. Gene Ontology annotation, molecular function: structural constituent of skin epidermis.
AUGAACCGGCAAACUUAUAGCACGAGAGCGGGAGGCGGAGGCCGAUCUUACAGUGCUGCCUCAGCGAUCGUCCCGAGCGGCACCAGGGCUGGCUUUAGCUCCAUGUCUGUGUCACGGUCCGGAGGAGGUGGAGGUGGUUUUGGAAGGCUCAUCGGAGGAGGUGGCGGUGGCGGUUUUGGCAGCAGGAGCCUCUACAACCUUGGUGGUAGCAAGAGGAUCUCCAUUGGUGUUGGAAGCAGCUUCCGAGCUGCUUUUGGGAGUGGAGCUGGUGGUGGCUCUGGCCUGGGAGGUGGCGGUGGUGGCGGCGGUGGAUAUGGUGGUGGCGGAGGUGGAUUUAGCGUUGGCACAAUCCAAGAAGUGACCGUCAACCAGAGUCUCCUGGCGCCGCUGAACCUGGAGAUAGAUCCAAACAUCCAUCAGGUGCGAAAAGACGAGAAGGAGCAAAUCAAGACCCUCAACAACAAGUUUGCUUCUUUCAUUGACAAGGUUCGCUUCCUGGAGCAGCAGAACAAGGUGCUUGAGACCAAAUGGACCCUCCUGCAGGACCAGGGUCAAAAAAACAACUCGGGCAAAAACAACCUGGACCCGCUCUUUGAGGCUUACAUCAACAGCUUGAAACGGCAGCUGGCCAACCUGCUCAAUGAGAGAGGACGCAUGGAUGGGGAGCUGAAGAACAUGCAAGACCUCGUGGAGGAUUUCAAGAACAAAUACGAAGAGGAAAUCAACCGACGCACGGCAGCAGAGAAUGAAUUUGUGGUGCUGAAGAAGGACGUGGAUGCUGCUUACAUGAAUAAGGUGGAGCUGGAGGCCAAGGUGGAUGCCCUGACUGAUGAACUCAGUUUCCUACGAGCCCUCUACGAUGCGGAGCUGGCUCAGCUCAGUGCACAAGUGUCCGACACCGCCGUCAUCCUGUCGAUGGACAACAACCGGGACCUGGACCUCAGCAGCAUCAUAGCUGAAGUCAAAGCUCAGUACGAAGACAUUGCCAACAAGAGCCGGGCCGAGGCAGAGGCUUGGUACCAAACCAAGUUCGAGGAGCUGCAGGCCACGGCAGGGAAGCACGGGGAUGACCUGCGCAACACAAAGGGGGAAAUCUCUGAGCUCAACCGCCUGAUCCAGAGGAUCCGGUCAGAGAUAGAGAACACGAGGAACCAGUGUGCCACCCUGCAGACGGCCAUCGGAGACUCUGAGGAGCGUGGGGAGCUGGCCCUCAAAGAUGCCAAGGCGAAGAUAAUCGACCUUGAAGAUGCCCUGCAGAAAGCCAAGGCUGACAUGGCCCGGCAGCUCCGCGAGUACCAGGAACUGAUGAACGUCAAGCUGGCCCUGGACAUCGAGAUUGCGACCUACAGGAAGCUGCUGGAGGGCGAGGAGAGCAGGCUGAGUGGAGAGGGACUCAACCCCAUCAGCUACUCUGUCAUCAGCUCCAGCUCUGGCAUGGCUGGUGGAGCUGGGUUAGGAGGAGGAUUCGGUGGACUGAGCCUAAGCGGAGGAGGAGGAGGUGGUUUCGGUCUCGGAGGAGGCGGUGGAAGCAGUUACGGUCUCGGAGGAGGCGGUGGAAGUGGUUAUGGUCUUGGAGGAGGCGGCGGCGGUGGAGGCUACAGCUUUGGAAGCGGAGGAGGACUUGGACUUGGUGGUGGCGGUGGUCUUGGAGGUGGAAUUGGAGGAGGCAGUGGCCUCAGCAUUGCAAGUGGUCUUGGCGGAGGUGGCAGCAGCAGCCUGAGCACCAGCGGAGGGAAUUUCAGCUCUGGAAGUGCAAAAGGCACCAACCCAGGUGUGAAAAUCGUCUCCAAAACCUCCUCCAGCAAAAAGAGCAUAAAAAGCCAAAGCCUGAAGAAUGCUACACAGCCUGAGUAA